Hyposmocoma kahamanoa is the source of this 954-nucleotide messenger RNA. RefSeq lists its product as uncharacterized. The transcript is spliced from 5 exons. The record is from RefSeq and is a predicted model, not a curated record. Lineage: Eukaryota; Metazoa; Arthropoda; Insecta; Lepidoptera; Cosmopterigidae. The coding region runs from base 1 to 954 and encodes 317 amino acids.
AUGCCACCACCUACCGAGUUAAGUUUUGAGGAAAUACUUAAGUUUAUGUUAGCCCAUAACGGAAAGGUUACAAAUCAUGCGUUAGUGAAGCAUUUCAAAGUGUUUCUCAUGAAUUCCGACAAGAAAGAUGAAGCCAGGAGUACGUUCAAGAAGCAUGUGAACACUCUAGCCAUAAUAAAGAAUCAAAAUAAUGAGAAAUUGCUAAUACUGAAGAAAAAGUACUUUCCAAAGGAGGGUGAGGAAGCAGGAACCUCUAAAGUACCUGACUCUCCCAGUGCCCCAGUUAUGGAUUCUCCAAUAGAGAACAAUUUAGCACCUCCUCCAUACCGGCCUCCACCGCCAUUGCAACUUAAUCAAGAUUUCAAUAUAUUAUCUAACCUCAUACCAGAGACAGCCUCAAACACUACAUUAGAAAUGCCUUAUAAUGUGUCGAAAGAGAGCUUAGCAUCAAGUGUUGCUGAAGAGGUCCCCCCUAAGAUACACCCAAGAAGGAAAUCGUCAGAUAAAUCGUGUAGCGAGAAACGCUCAAGUAUUGCCAGCACAAAAUCAGGUCACAGGUCUUCUAUACCCAAUCAAGAUGUUUUCGAGGAUGAGAAUAUGCCUCCCGCUUUGUCAACAUCUAAGAGUGACAGUAUGUUAGUUGAGAAUGAGCAAACCAUUUCUGUGAAAGAACGCAAGAAAAUGUUCAACAGAAUGGCUUCGGAAAGUGAUGUAUUGAAGUCAAAUAGAUCAAACACCACUUAUCCACAGAGUGUCGAUGAAGAAGACCGAGCCUCGAAAGGCGAAGCCGAUCCUUUGGAUUCGAAACAAAAACAGUGGAUUCUGUGCGCAGCACGAGGGGAGUACCAUGCACUCGCAAAAAUGUGCAAAGAAAAUCCAAAACUCGUCAAAACUAAGGAUCCUUUUACGGUAAGUGCCGCAGUACCGCAUAGGACAUCCACGCUAACAGCUUGA